AUGGAGGACCCAGAGCCAUCCUCUCCGGGUCUCGCGUCCUCCAGCCCUGCACUCCCACGGGCGCCUGCCCGCGCCGACACGACGCAGAAGACGCAGAAGACGCAGGCGACGCCAGACACUGCCCGCCCGACAUCGACGCUGACGACGGCGGACCUCGCGCCCGGCACGGCAGCCACGGAUCCCUCGCUGCCCAGAUAUCACGUCCGCGCCCCGUCGACGGCGCUGAAGCUCGACACGGACCUCGCCAUCGCCUCGAACCCCAACUCGGCACGCUCCCUCGACCCCGCCAAUCUGGAGCCCAGCGGGAGCGACGCGCUGCGGCAGUCGGCCACGGCGCCGAUUGCCAUCCAGGACAGCGGCUAUCUGAGGACCGCCUGGUCGACUGCCAGUCUCGGCUCGCUGUCGCCCUCGUCCGCCAUCUCGUCGCCAGCGCUGGCUGCCCUGGGCGACAUCACCCCGCUCCCCUCGCCCCUGGUCAUGGGCGACUCGCCCGGCCCAUGGCAGCGCGCCGACCAUCGUCCUCGCUCGCGCGGCAUCUCGGCCGCCUCGCGCGACGACGCCUUCGCCAUCUUCGCCAAGGGCACCCUGUCGCCCUCGCCCUCGCUCAAGAAGAAGGGCUACUCGGGCCUGAAGGCCGCUGCCAUGGAGGCCGCCGCCGCAAACUCGCAGCAGAGGAACGAGGCUGCUCGCGAGCGCAACAGGAGCAUCAGCGAGUACACCCCGGAUUCAAUGCACAACACCCGCCCUCGGCACGUCUCGGUCGUCGACACGGACCCCGCCAUGCAGCAGCGCAUGAACCGCGAGACAUAUCUGGCGACGCAGCGAGGCCUCGUCCCCGCCAAUGUGCCAGCCGGCCUUCCCACCCCGCCCGCGAGCAACGCAAGCAACCGCAGUGUUACCGACACCGAGGAAGACGACGUGACCGAAGAUGACAAGACUCAAUAUAUAGUGGUGCGGUGUGGGCCUCAAAAGACGAAGAAGCUCUGGCGCCCUGUCCGCCAACUGGGGCAGGGCACCUUCAGCAAAGUCUACCUCGCAACCUGUGAGAAGACCAAAGCAAAGGACCCUCUCGAUGAGAACGUUUUGGAUCCACGGAAACUGGUCGCCAUCAAGGUCGUCGAGCAUGGCCCUGCCGGGGGUGCCGACGAAGAGCGCGUAGAACUAAGCCUCAAGCGAGAAGUCGAAAUGCUCCGAUCAGUAUCGCACCCCUCUCUUGUCCAUCUCCAAGCCUUCGAUCACGAUGACGCCCAAGCUCUUAUUGUCCUUACCUACUGUCCCGGUGGUGAUCUGUUUGAUGUAGCCAGUGACCAUCGCGACAAGCUGACUCUCGACAUCGUCCAUCGCGUCUUCGCCGAAAUGGUCAGCGCUGUGCGUUAUUUGCAUACCCAACUUAUUGUGCAUCGCGACAUCAAGCUAGAAAACGUCCUUCUCAAUAUUCCUGUGUCUACCGUGCCUCUACUCAAGAACCCACAGUGCCAUCCGCAUGCCAUAGCGACACUCACGGAUCUCGGCCUCUCACGACGCAUCCCUGCUCCUCCCGAGUCGCCUCUUUUGACAACACGAUGCGGUAGUGAAGAUUAUGCUGCUCCAGAGAUUCUCCUCGGUCAGCCAUAUGACGGCCGUUCAACCGAUGCCUGGGCGCUCGGCGUCCUGCUCUAUGCUCUCAUGGAAGGACGUUUGCCCUUUGAUCCACCGCCGGGCAAGGCCGCGUCUCGUAGUAGAGCCGCUCACCGUAUCGCCAGAUGCGAUUGGUCUUGGGUCAAAUUCGGUGACGAAGACGGCGAGUGGGAUGCGGAAAAGGGCAACGAGUGGGCUGGCGCUCGCGAGUGCGUCGAGGGUCUGCUGAAGAAGGCCUCACGUGGUCGCAAGAGCCUGGAGGACAUUGAGAAGCUGGACUGGGUUCAGCAAGGCAUUCAGGUCAAAGGCGGCUUGAGAAUGAGACCGGAAGAUGAGGUUGCUGAGAUUGCUGCAGCUCAGACCUCGUCGAGGUGA
This is a messenger RNA of Alternaria ethzedia, 1992 nucleotides long. RefSeq lists its product as uncharacterized. The record is from RefSeq and is a predicted model, not a curated record. The transcript has 2 exons. NCBI's taxonomy places the organism in Eukaryota, Fungi, Ascomycota, Dothideomycetes, Pleosporales, Pleosporaceae. Gene Ontology annotation, cellular component: cytoplasm. Gene Ontology annotation, molecular function: protein serine/threonine kinase activity; ATP binding. The coding region runs from base 1 to 1992 and encodes 663 amino acids. Gene Ontology annotation, biological process: protein phosphorylation; intracellular signal transduction.